AUGUUACGCUUUCUGGGCUACAACAAGGACGAGGCUCGAUCUCCGACGGCCGGAGCAAACGGACUCUCCGAUAGUACGCCCUUGGCCGAAGGUACUGACCCGUUUGGCGAUAUCGAGCUGCCGUUUGCUUCGGCUGCCCAUUACGCCAACACUGGCAAUGAAGACCGUUCGUUCGCUGCUGACGACUCCAUCGUAUCCAAUUCGACCACAGCUACGUCCGUCAACAAUAUCAGCAUGAUGGGUCACGAUCCAGACUCGCAGAACGAGCUCAUGUCUGAAUUGAUGAGCUCUCAGAUCAUACUCGAGGCGAGCUCUUACCGCACCUUGUCCUUUGAGGAGCUAGAGGAGAUGAAGAGGGAGUCAAAAGUGCUCAAGAUCAGGCUCAAGGGGCUGCAGAAACGUAUCGCGCUGGUCAGUCGGAUGAGAGAUGCCGCAACGCGCCUGUCGGCAACGCCAUCCACUUCGGCGAGGCAAGCAGACGAAGAUGAUGAGCUCGAUCAGGACAUGCACAAACGCAAGCUUGAUGAACUCAGUGAUAUGCUGGACGCAGUCAGAGAGCGUCAAGCCGAGAUUGCGCAGAGACAACUGGAACACAUGGUUGCCGUGCUCGCUUUGAUCAUCCGCAAGCGCGACGCCCAAGACCAGGCAAACAAGUUUCUACCCGCUGAUGCAUCGUUUAAUCUCAACGCGUCUCUAUCGUCGCUCGACACCAGUCUCGCGAAAACUCAUCGAUCUGCCUCUGCCCGUUUCGAUGGCCCUCACUUUUUCGCGGGCCAUCGGGAUGCCUCGCCUGGAGGCGUACCUUCAAGAGACUUGCUGACGACCCCUCAGAUGGGAUCUCCGAAUACGUUCUCGACAUAUGGUCUCAGUCCUGCGAGGCCGGCCGAGAUCAGCAACGGCGGUCCAUCGCGUGUCGAACAGCAAGUUCGUAUCGAAGAGCUGGAGCUAGAGCUACAACAAGCACGCUCACAGUUGACUCAGCAGCAGCAGAAGCUCGACAUAGUUCAAGCAGAGCAUCGUACAAUCCAGAGCACGGCAGAGCAGACACGCGCAGAACUAGUGCAGGCGCGAGCAGAAUCAUCGCAGAUGAAGGCAGAGCAAUUGCCCCAGCCUACAUUCGAUGAUGACAGACAAAAGAUUGCCAGCACGUUGCAGCAAGUGUUCAGCAGGCACCAGCAAGGACGAGGAACGCUUGCUCUAUCGCUGGGCGAGAUACCCCCGCCUCCUGCGGGAGCCAACACGGAUCAGCUCACGAGAUACAUCAGUGAAUCUCUCGACACUCAUUUCACGACUACGCACGGCCACCUCGAAAAGGUCGAGAAUGAUCUGGCGCUCGCGCAAGCUAGCUCGGACGGCACGCUAGCAUCGCUGCGGAACGAGCUCGCUAAAGCCACGAGCGACCGAGAUGCGCGGAGUCGUGAGCUUGCGGACAUGCAACAGACCCACAACCAGCAAGGUCAGCGCGCACUCGAUCUCGAGGCCCAAUUGCGGUCUGCAUAUGCCGACAAAGGUACCGCUGUCUCGACUGUCGAGAAGCAGCACGAAGCGACGAAGACCAGCCUUGCGAGCCUGACGAAGGAACGCGACUCUCUGACGACGAAGCUACAGGAAUCAGAGACGAAGCUAGCAGAUGCAUUAGCGCGAGAGGAAAGGGCAAUCAAGGCUUUGAGCGAAGUGUGGAAAGCGCUACCAGCUAGUGAAGCACGACUCAAAGUCGCCGAGUCAGACGAUCUCAAGACUUUCAGAGGUGUCUUCGAGGGUCGGCGUGCGAUUGGCGCAUUGUUCAACGACCUCACUUCAGGCAAUAAAUUCUCAGUAGACAGCUUCGUCGAGCGAGUCAACAAUCUCUUGGCGGACGACAAGAAGCUCGUUGAGCGCUUGCUGAAGCAUGAAGCUUCGCAAGGCGAGCUCAAGGUAAACGCCGAUCGUGCACAGAAGUCGCUCGGAGAAGCCUCUGCUUCCGUCGAAGCUCAGAAGGCUCAGAUACGCGAUCUCGAAGAACGUCUCGAAGGGACCUCGGCAAAGGAAGUCGGCAUGCUCGAAAAGCUCAACGAUCUCCAAGCUGACCACGAGAAGAUGAGACAAGACAAGCGAAGACUCGAAGCCAAUGCUGCAGCUAUGGCCACUGUCGCCCAAGACAAGGCGCAGCUCGAGCAAGAGCUCAAGACGCUGCGUGCACAGCCUGAUCAGACCGACACAGUCAAACGGCUCGAGCGCGAACUGGCAGAGGCCAACGACGACAUUGCGAACCUGCAAGACGAAGUGGACGAUCUGAAGAACAACGAGCAGAAGAAUCGCGUACAGCUCCUGAACGAGCUCAGCAGUCUACAGAACGAAGCACAGACGCUGCGUUCACAGCUUCGUCAGCUCAAGCGAGCAAAGCCUCAGGCAGCAUGGUAUCCGCCGCCGACAAAGGAGUCCUAUCGUGACUUGCUCGUGUUCGAAGAGCGGCUCAAGCAGAAUCACGAAAGGCUGAAGGCACAGAAGAGGAGAUAUGAAGCUUUCCUGCUCGGCAUGGUCUCUGCCAUCUCUGUACUCUGCUACAAAGUCGUCAUCGAUCCGAGCCCUUAUGCUGCGCUUCACUAUCUCUUUGUGGGAGCGCUCCUGAUCGGCUGCACCACACUCGUCCUCUUCUUUGCUACCGGCAUGUACGGAGAGAAAAUAGGCUAUGCACGCAAGUUUGUACCGCAAGCCAACAGAGCCCUGAGAUCGUUCAAUAUCUACCUCAACACGAGGAUAGCGUCGCCCUAUUCGCGAUGGAGCCUAUGGAGGAGAUCUCCUGCCAUCCAGUCAUCCGUCACCUCUCCCACUACUGCCUCUCAUCCCGGCGGAUCACCCAAGAGGGGGCCAGUCUCGCCACCGAGACCGAGAUCGCCUUCUUCACGCACGCCCAUUGCGCCCAUACCGUUAUCGGAGAACCCACGGGGCGAACUCAUCUUCUCGAACAAAGUUUCGCCUGCGUUCAGAGAAGGCUAUGAACGCUAUCGGGGCGAGUGGGAGCGACGGAGGCAGAGCACAGCAAGGCCAAGCUGGAUACAACGCUUCUUGCCUCAUCCUGUCUCACUCUCGCGCGGCAAUACGCCUCCGCCAAAUGCCGAGGCGAGCAAGGCCAGAGCGACACCUGUCGCAGACAGAGGUCGAACAUUCUCUAGGAGCUCGACGCCGUCUCAGUCACGGCAGUCUUCGCCUGGGAGGAUAUCACCCAGAUCGAGGCGAACGAGUCCUGGCCUGUCGUCUAGCAAAGGGUCUAUCAGAUCGAGUCCAGAGUCUUCCAGACCUGUGACGCCGGUACAAGAGGGGGCAGAGCUGUCUAGCGAUGGCGAAUCGAAUUUCAAAGGCCGUCCGAUGUGGUGA
Messenger RNA from Mixia osmundae IAM 14324, 3354 nucleotides. RefSeq lists its product as uncharacterized. Gene Ontology annotation, molecular function: protein phosphatase regulator activity. Gene Ontology annotation, cellular component: Nem1-Spo7 phosphatase complex; cytoplasm. The record is from RefSeq and is a predicted model, not a curated record. The transcript is spliced from 4 exons. Lineage: Eukaryota; Fungi; Basidiomycota; Mixiomycetes; Mixiales; Mixiaceae. The coding region runs from base 1 to 3354 and encodes 1117 amino acids.